ACUACGAUUGUCGCUGUUCCGUCCGUGCAAACUGUAUCGUACCGGUAUCCUGAGAGAAUUCGCUUUUGUGAGAACAAUAACACGAAGUUUAACGUGUUAAAAAAUGUAACGGCUCGCUUAAGGGGCGUAUAAAGAAAAACGGGUCUACCUAUGAGACUGGUUUGCUUGAAACAGAAAAACAAUGUACGAAAAAGAUACUGAAGUUAUGCUUGUAACGUCAGCUUCCUUAAUUUACGGGAACUUGAAAGUGCAUUAUUCAAUAGAGGACGAAACACUACGGUCAUUUGCCGUUAUUCAUGGCGGAUACAUUAAUAUCCUGAUGGCUCAUGGACCGAACGUAAGGCCAAAAUAUUUGCCAUGUAUAGAAAUGGGCACAAAACCAAAGCAUAUCACCGCGUAUGUAACAGAAGUGAAAUGGGCGUUCUUUGGCAACCAGUACCAUCUGUUGGUAACAUCGAACUUAGGAAUCAACGUUUAUGACCAAGAAGGUCAGAUCUUCAAAUUUACUCAUCCAUGCUGUGAUGGCCCAAGGUCUCCAGGGACUUUUGCAAGGGGCAUUGCACUGAUAGGUGACCAGUUGCUCUGUGUUGGGAACAGUUCGGGCUAUAUCUACAUAUUUUGCUAUCCAGAUGAGGAGAGUUGUCAGGUACUGGAAGUAGUAAGGCUCUUUAAGGCACAUGAUCAGGCAGUGAUCUCAUUAGAGAGUGGCAGAAAAACGAUGAUUUCCACUGAUAACUCUGGUGUUAUUACAAUAUGGGCAAUUGACGACAGCAUGAGCCAUCUUGCUACUAUUCCCAGCUUCAGUUCAGUUUGCACGUCUUUGGUGAACUGUGACAGUGUGGUAAUUGCGGGGUAUCUCUCUGGCCACCUCCGCCUAUUUGAGAGCCCAUCUGGUCAGCUUCUUUAUGAUGUGACAGCUCAUGCACGUCCUGUCACAGCUCUCGACUUUACACCUGAAGCUGGAUUAUUGUUAUCUGUAUCGGAAGAUUCUUUUAUUAGAAUCUGGCAGUUGGAACCCGGUGAUAAAUUGGUUCAGCACAAGUCUACUGUACAUGUAAAGGACAGACUCAUAGUUGGCUGCCAGUUCUUGAACAGCAAGGGCACAGAGUUUUGCGUGUCAUGUUAUGAUUCAGCAGAAAUCCUUUGCUACAAAACAUAACAAUGAUGAUGAUAAUAAUAAUAAUAAUGUCCACACUACAGCCACGAGAUUUUUACUUAUACAAAGGUCAGCAGGAUAACAUGAGAAACAUCUUGCACCAAGUCUGAGAAUAAAUCAUUCAAUGAACAUUUAGCCUUUCAUCGGGGGAAAAAAGGGCUGAGCCAGUAAUGAAAAUCACAGUUUCAGUAGAUUCGUUGCAGUGAUAAUUAAGGUCUUUCAAAGGUAUAUGUUAUUUCAUAGAGGUUACAGAACUAAAAAGUUUUAUUUGAGCUUCAAAGCAGUGAACAGAUUCAAUGUUUUUGUAUCUGCAAGAAAGGAAGAAACAGGGUCACAAGCUUAAUUGGGAAAAGGAAUUGGCUAUGCCUUUUCAAAUAAACCAUCCCUGAAUUUGUCAUAAGCAAUUUUAGAGAAACCUUGGAAAACUUAAGCCCUUGUGUCCUGAAUAUAAGCUCAAUAUCUUACCCCUGUGAAGCCUCACCUGGUUUGUGUGUGUGGAAGCUAAUAACAUCUUAAGAUAUUGCCUAACAUGUGCUUUUGGGAGACUGAAUACUUUAUUAAUCACUAGAUCAUAUAAUUUGUCACUCAAAGGAGUAGGAGGAGACCAAAGAAGUACGGAAUACUGUACUGUGCUCUCUCCCAAGAAUAUUGCGCAUAUAAUGAAAUCAUGGGAGGAAAAGUUAACUUAGUAGCAGAAAUGUUCCAUCUUUCAUGCAAGUUAUGAGUGAUUGAGACUGCUGUGAGUUUAUAUUAGCCUGUGGAUCAUGAAUGUUCAGUGGGCACUGACAAACUUGAGCCUUGAUUUAAAGUGCCCUUGUUCAUCCUGGAACCACUGUAUUGUGCAAUGCAAUUACACAAGGUUAAACUGAAUUCCAUUGACAAAAUUAACUUUGUAUCCGUAUUGCACUGAAUAUAUCUGCACAACAGUGCAAAAGUCGACAGCAUUGUUUGGAAACAAACAUGUUUCGUUCACUUACAGUACUUGCUGUUAAUGCUAGAAAUGUCCAUUUUUCUGUUUGCUCUCAAGUUUGCAUUCAGUACUGCUCGGUUCUAUCUCCCUUUGUUUUUUCAGCAGUGUUAGUUGUACAUUGACAGUUACACACAACAGUAUGGACAGGUUUACUGAUGAAGACUUGGCCAAUAUGCAAAUUGUGUAGAUGGGUUGAACGAAUGCAAUGAAGAAACGGCACAGCAGUGUUAUUCUGUGAUGUUCCAGCAGCCACUGCAACCAUAUCACAGUACUGUUCAUUUGAGGGUUGCUGCACUACUCUGUAUUUUGGAUUGUACACUGCAUUAAAGGCAUCUCUCAAAAACAAAGAUAACUGGGGUAACAAAUCAAGUAAAUCAUCAUCAUAUUAUUAUUACUCUGGAAAUGGAAACCACAAGUCCUUUACUAAAAUAUUUAGAAAAUAUCACUCAGCAAUCUACAAAAUUUUGCUGGAGAAGUUCAAGUUCAGUUUUACACAUUCAUAUCACCACCAAGUACAAAUAUGAACAAGAAAGUGUCUUCUUACACCCGACUGAUGAUUUUAUGUGAUUCAUUUUGCUGGAUGAAACUUGUUCUUGGUUGUGUUUUACUUUGUACGUGCAAUGUUUUACAUAGUUUAUACAGUGCUGAUAUGUGAUGAGCAAAUAUGGUAUCAAACAAAUGAUUUUCAAUGUAUUAAUAGAUGCCCUGCAGAGUACAAAUGAUUCUGGAACAACCAAAUCAACUUCAUAUCACUAACUUAAUAGGAACAUACGGAUUAAAUUGAACAGAAUUACUUUUAGACAAGAACAAUGUGAGUAGUCUCUUCAUAAAUGGGUUAGGAAGUAUGGUCCAGAAGUGGCUGCAUAAUACCUAACAAAACUACUAAUCAUCAGCAACAAUUGAUUUUGUAAUCACAACAACUGAUACAAUACAUGAAAGCAGAACCGUUAGUACUGUGAAGUAUUCACACUUCGGAUAUGUUUUUGUUCUCUCUUCCCCCUAAUUAUUUUUGAUACUUGGGUGUUUAACAUACUUCAACCAUGUACUGUGCAAGUGUGCCGUAGAAAGAUUUUAGUUCAAGAUUUGAAAGGCAAUAACCAGAGAAUAUCUGCAAAAAUGUGUCUUACUGCUCAAGCGACCAGUGCUUGGAUCAUAAACACACAGAUCAGAAAAAUUGUUAUGCAUUUGGUGCUGUAUAUUAGUGUGUGUCUGUUGAAAUAAUAGUGCUUAUGGUUAUACAGAAUUUGUCUAUGUUUAUGCGUAACAACUUGACUGUAAAUUUAUUUUCAUUUGUUUUUGCUUAUGUCUGUGUUAUGGCACACAUUUGAUUCUUAGUGCUUAUCUGGGUAA
Messenger RNA from Schistocerca piceifrons (Central American locust), 3476 nucleotides. Its product is annotated as WD repeat-containing protein 54-like. Gene Ontology annotation, molecular function: protein binding. Bases 182 to 1159 code for a protein of 325 amino acids. The record is from RefSeq and is a predicted model, not a curated record. The transcript is spliced from 5 exons. Gene Ontology annotation, biological process: DNA-templated DNA replication; rRNA processing. Lineage: Eukaryota; Metazoa; Arthropoda; Insecta; Orthoptera; Acrididae. Gene Ontology annotation, cellular component: nuclear pre-replicative complex.